Molecule: messenger RNA, 6792 nt
Organism: Sciurus carolinensis (gray squirrel)
Lineage: Eukaryota; Metazoa; Chordata; Mammalia; Rodentia; Sciuridae
Gene: Tfrc
Product: transferrin receptor
Exons: 19
Coding region: 1489-3780 (763 amino acids)
Biological process (GO): intracellular iron ion homeostasis; transferrin transport
Cellular component (GO): external side of plasma membrane
Molecular function (GO): transferrin receptor activity
Source: RefSeq, a predicted model, not a curated record
GAGUCUGUAAUAGUAGAUGCUGACUCAUUUGUCUCUGGACUGGGAAAUUUGACCCAUUGAAAUUUAAGCUGAUUUCCAGAGUUUAUCUACUGCGAAAAUUAAGUUUAGGCUUGCUAAGGUACUUACGGGUCCUGCAGUGUUUUUCAGUUUUGGAUUAUAAUAAAUAAUGUGCUUCACAGGAAAAACCCACAGUUGAAAAUUUUUAUCACUGAUAGGAAAUACUUUCCACGGGGUUAUAUAUAAUAUAGCACCCAGCAGCCCCCUUUGGGAUGCUCUUGUCAGGUAAUGGCUGUAAACCUAGCUAGUGUUGAAGAUUGUUGGAUAGGAGUUAGUUUGACUAACUCCACCCUAAGGCAGUUAUUUGCUUCUGAUAAUGUGCUUCUCUCUUAUAGAAUAAGUUUCCUAGCUAAACCUGAGGCAAACAAUGAAACCUAGUUAAAAAUGCCCUUGUGGAACUCUUCUGUGUAAGUGCCUUCUUUCUGCCCUCCCAGAUGAGCAUUACACAGACCGCAGUGGCUUCAAGUAGUUCUGUAAUUCUGACCUUCAUGUUGGGUAGUCUCUUUUCAGAAAGCUGUAUGGGAAGGAAGCUGCUGCUUAUUUUCUGUGAUUCCUCCACUGCCCUUUCAUUUCAGGCCCAUAAAAUUAGACUUUUAAAACUAGAAAGACCUUGACCAUCUCUUGUGAAUUCAUACUAGGUAUAUAAAGUACAUGAGUUCUGAGCAUUCUGCACAAGUUUGGCAAAUUGAUGUAAUCAUUUCCUGUUAACCUGGCGAAUGCAUAGUUAUCUAGGAAAAUGUUUGCAUUGUCUCCAACCAGGUGCAUUUUACAGUUUUUCUACUUCUAUUUAUUUAGGUACCUGGGAUUAUUAUUAGAUACCUAGGGUUAUAUAAUCACUGAGCCAUAUUCCCAGCCUUUUUUAUUUUUUAUUUUGAGACAGGGUCUUGCUAAGUUACAUAAGGUCUCAGUAAGUUAAUGAGACUGGCUUGAACUUGCAAUCCUCCUGCUUCAGCUUCCUGACUCUGGGAAUAGAGGCAAUGUCCCACUGGGUCUGGCAGUUUUUCUGCUUUUAAAGAAACUCUUAAUACUACCCAAAAUUUGCCCAGUGAUUUCAGGAUAACCAGAAUAGUAAAGGAUGGGAAAAGAUUUUAGUUCCAAGGUUUUCAGUAUGUUCUUUUUCAUGUCAUUUGGAACCUCAUGUGCUUGAAGCAUGCACCAAUACUCUUUAAGAAAUAAAAUCUUUACACCUUAUUAAUUAACACACAGUCCAUCAUCAAGUGUUUCAGGAUAGGGAAAUAUGUCAGAAAAGAGUUCAUAAAGAUGGUCCUUGAGCUGAGUCUGGAAGAAAUAAGUAGGACCUCAAGGAACAGGGGAAGAAUGUUAGUGGAUAAAUGGAUUCUGUCUCAUUUUGGAGAAAAUGGAGGGCGAUGAACUUAUUAGGCAGUGAAGAUCUCUGGAACAGAUCCUCAAAAGCAGGUGUGGCAACUCAGAAUGAUGGAUCAAGCCAGAUCAGCACUCUCUAACUUGUUUGGUGGAGAACCAUUGUCAUAUACCCGGUUUAGUCUGGCACGGCAAGUAGAUGGAGAUAACAGUCAUGUGGAGAUGAAACUAGCUGUAGAUGAAGAAGAAAAUACUGACAAUAAUAUGAGAGCCAGUGUCACAAAACCAAAAAGGUUUAAUGGAAGUAUCUGCUAUGGGACUAUUGCUGUCAUCAUCUUUUUCUUGAUUGGAUUUAUGAUUGGCUAUCUGGGCUACUGUAAACGUGUAGAACCAAAAACUGAUUGUGGAAAAUCAGCUGGAACAGAGAUGGAGGAAUCAGAGAUGGCAGCAGAAGAGGACAUCCUUGAACUACCUUCUCGCUUGUAUUGGGCAGACCUUAAACCAAUGUUGUCAGAGAAACUGAAUACCAUAGAUUUCACUGGCACUAUCAAGCAACUGAAUCAAAAUACAUAUGUCCCUCGUGAGGCUGGGUCUCAGAAAGAUGAAAAUCUUGCCAAUUUUGUUGAAAAUCAAUUCCGUGAAUUUAAACUCGACAAAGUCUGGCGUGAUGAACAUUAUGUUAAGAUUCAGGUCAAAGGCAGCAAUGCUCAAAACUCGGUGGCAGUAAUGAAUAUGAAUAAUACCCUGGUAGAGCCAGUGGAGAGUCCAGAGGGUUAUGUGGCAUACAGCAAAGCUACAACAGUUACUGGCAAAUUGGUUCAUGCUAAUUUUGGCACAAAAAAAGACUUUGAGGAUUUAAAUGCUUCCGUUAAUGGAUCUUUAGUGAUUGUUAGAGCUGGGAAAAUCACUUUUGCAGAAAAGGUUGCAAAUGCCGAAAGUGCCAAUGCAAUUGGUGUCUUAAUAUACAUGGACCAGGCUACAUUUCCCAUUGUUAAGGCAGACAUUCCAGUCUUUGGACAUGCUCAUCUGGGAACAGGUGACCCUUACACACCUGGAUUCCCGUCUUUCAAUCAUACUCAGUUUCCUCCAUCUCAGUCAUCAGGAUUGCCUAAUAUUCCUGUCCAAACAAUUUCCAGAAAAGGUGCAGAAAAACUGUUUGUAUAUAUGGUAGGAGACUGUCCAACUAGUUGGAAAACAGACUCUUCAUGUAGGAUGCAAUUGGCAGAGGAUAGGAAUGUGAAGCUUACUGUGAACAAUGUGCUGAAAGAGACAAGAAUUCUUAAUAUCUUUGGAGUUAUUAAAGGCUUUGAAGAACCAGAUCGCUAUAUUGUAGUAGGGGCCCAGAGGGAUGCCUGGACUGAUGGAGCUGCAAAGUCCAGUGUAGGAACAGCUCUUCUCUUGGAACUUGCCCGGACAUUCUCAGAUAUGGUCUUAAAAGGUGGGUUUAAACCCAGCAGGAGCAUUAUUUUUGCCAGUUGGAGUGCUGGAGACUUUGGAGCUGUUGGUGCCACUGAAUGGCUUGAGGGAUACCUUUCCUCUUUGCAUUUAAAGGCUUUUACUUACAUUAAUCUGGAUAAAGUUGUUCUUGGUACCAGCAACUUCAAGGUUUCCGCCAGCCCACUCUUAUACAAGCUUAUUGAGAAAACGAUGCAAGACGUGAAACAUCCACUUACUGGACUAUCUUUGUAUCGGGACAGCAACUGGGUCAACAAAGUUGAGACACUUUCUUUUGAUAAUGCUGCUUUCCCUUUUCUUGCAUAUUCUGGAAUUCCAGCAGUCUCUUUCUGUUUUUGUGAGGAUGGAGAUUAUCCUUAUUUGAAUACUAAUUUGGAUACCUAUGAUGUACUGAUUGAAGAAAUUCCUCAGUUGAACAAAAUGAUGCGUGCAGCAGCAGAAGUAGCUGGGCAGUUCAUGAUUAAACUUACCCAUGAUGUUGAGUUGAACCUGGACUAUGAGAUGUAUAACAACAAACUGUUUUCAUUUGUGAGAGAUCUGAACCAGUACCGAGCAGACAUAAAGGAGAUGGGCCUGAAUCUACAGUGGCUAUAUUCUGCUCGUGGAGACUUUUUUCGUGCUACUUCCAGACUAACAACAGAUUUCCAUAAUGCUGAGAAAACAAACAGAUUUGUCAUGAGGGAAAUCAAUGACCGUAUCAUGAAAGUGGAGUAUCACUUCCUUUCACCCUAUGUGUCUCCAAGAGAUUCUCCUUUCCGGCACAUCUUCUGGGGCUCAGGCUCUCAUACUGUGUCAGCUUUACUGGAGAACUUGAAACUACGACAGAAAAAUAACGGUGCUUUUAAUGAAACUCUGUUUAGAAACCAGUUGGCUCUAACUACUUGGACUAUUCAAGGAGCAGCAAAUGCUCUUUCUGGUGACAUUUGGAAUAUUGACAAUGAGUUUUAAACAUGAAGUAAGAAUUUCAGGGUAGUCUGGUUUCUAGACUUGUGCUGGUUGUGCUAAAUUUUCAGUAGGACUACAAAACCUAAUGUUAAAAUUCUACCCAAUCAUCUCGAUGCUACUAGAUGUCUGUAGGUGGCAGCUUUUAAUACAGGGUAGGUACCUGCAUUUCAAGUUAAACCACCAAAAAACAUUCAUGACAGAAUAUUUUCUCUGAUUAUCUUUAGAAUGUUAAGUGCUUUGUAAAGGUAACUGCCUCUCGCAUCGUAGUUAGGAAAAUGUCAGAACCAGUUACAUGAACUGUUGCUCUAAAUCCCAAGGACAGGAGCUGACAUGAGCUGGUUUCUUUUUUCUUUUCUCUCUCUCUCUUUCUCUCUCUCUCUCUCUUUCUUUCUCUUUCUCUUUCUCUUUCCCAGUACUGGGGAUUGAAUCCAGGGGUGCUCUACUGCCGAGCUACAUCCCCAGCUCUUUUUUUAUUUUGAGACAGGAUCUCACAAAGUUGCUGAGGCUGGCCUCAAAUUUGCCAUCCUCCUGCCUCAGCUUCCCAAGUUGCUGGGAGUUUAGGUAUGUGUCAUUGUACCCAGCUGAGCUGGUAUCUUUUGAGGUAGAAGGAAGAAGGUGAUAUCUAGUGAAGGUUCAAAAUGGUAUCUUGGUGUGAUCCUUCACAUUCAUUUGAUGCUGAGAGAUACCAGAUUGUAAGACCCUAUUCUCCAAAUGCCCUUCUAUAAGGAUUUAGCUGGUUUCUGCAUACCUGAAUGAAACAGUUAACUUUCAGAAGAGAGAGGAUUUGUUUUCUUACCGAUGAAAUCUGAACUGGAGAUCCUUCAGUUGGAUAAAAUGAGGUUCAACUGUUUAUUUCAGGAGUAAGGCCUUAAUGUGUUAAUAUUAUUCAUGAAAAGAGGAGACCAGAAGCCAAAGACUUAGUACAUUUUCUUUUCCUCUGAUCUCUGCCCCCGGGCCCCAUAACCUUUGUUUCGUUCUUUGUCGUUUUUGUUUCUUCCAAAGUAUUCUGAAAGAGAAUCAGUUUUAGGCAUUUAAUUUCAGACUCAGUUUGUCAGACUUUAAAAGAACACACUGCCAAUUUUUGGUCAAAGUGUUAAUCUUUUGGGAAAGCUUUCUAUCGUUUUGGCACUGAGAUAUUUAUUGUUUAUUUAUCAGUGACAGAGUUCACUAUAAAUGGUGUUUUUUUUAUAGAAGAUAAUUAUCGGAAGCAGUGCCUUCCAUAAUUAUGACAGUUAUACUGUCGUUUUUUUUGAAUAAAAGCAGCAUCUGCUAAUAAAACCCAACAGAUACUGGAAGUUUUGCACUCAUGGCCAACACUUGAGGGUUUUAGAAAAUAGCCGCAAGCCAAAUAAAAUUAUAAUGCUAAGUAUUGGAAAAGGAUUAAAUUUAAUUAGGGGUUGCUAAUCAAGUUAGACUUCUAUUUAACUGACCAGAUAAAAAUGAUAUUUCUGCUAAAUGCAGUGAAUUGUGACCAAUUUAUAAAUAUAUGUCACUUAAAGGCUGUGGUAGUAUUCAUAUAUGCAAAAUUUUACAGCUCAAUUUUGUCCAGAGUGUAACUUAAAUUCCAAUUUUGCAAAAUUUCCAGUACCUUUGUCGCAAACCUAACUCACAUUAUCGGGAGCAGUGUCUUCCAUAAUGUAUAAAGAACAAGGUAGUUUUUGCCUACCACAGUGUCUAUAUCGGAGACAGUGAUCUCCAUAUGUUACACUAAGGGUGUACGUAAUUAUCGGGAACAGUGUUUCCCAUAAUUUUCUUCAUGCAAUGACAUCUUCAAAGCUUGAAGAUAGUUAGUAUCUAACAUAUAUUCCCAACUCCCUAUAACUCUCUUAGUUUUAGUUGCAGAAACAUUUUGUGGUCAAUUAAGCAUUUGGUGGUAAAUUCAACUGCUGUAAAAUAAAAUUGUUACUCAAGAACUUUUUUUUUAAUUUAAUAUGGGUGUUUUGUUUUCUUUGUGGUUCCUCUAGGUCUUCAGUUUAGUGGAAUAGUAGCAUACAUUUAUAAUGUUUGCUGUUGACUAAUGAAUAUAACUUUAGCCCCUGAUUUGCAUGUUAUAGCAUAUAAACUUAAUUCAGGCAAGUUUGAGUUCAGAAUUGGUCAUAUGGCUUAAAGCAAGGGGAACUUGCAUAGAUUUGGGGUGGGGAGGAGUCGAAUGUGGGGAGGCAAAGCUUGCAAAGAGGAUCUUUGAUCAUGUCUACAUACCCAUUAGUAUGGGCUAUAAAUUAUCUAGAUAUGAACAAGUAAGUUUGAGGCUAUGUGAGUAAAAAGUCUAUUUUCUACUUAGCCAUCGUUAUAAUCCUGAAAAUCAAAUGUGUCAUAAGAUGGUUCAAAAUUGCCACCUGAGAAAAAAGUCCAUAGGAUCUCUUAAGGUUCUUGAACUUAGUGUCACUUACCUAAAUUAUGAUAGACUAGUUUAUUUUGCAGUCUUAUUAAACUGUUCGCUACUCAUGGUCUCUUUAAUCUUCACAGUGUUUAGUCUGUGUAGCUAAAUGAAAGGUCAUAGCUGGGAUUCAUAGUUUGGAUAUCAUGCAUUCAUAGUUUAAUGAAAGCUCAGUGACUUUAAGGCAUGAUGUGGAUAAAGGGUAUAUGUUUUACCAGGAAGUCUCUUCAAAUAGACUGACCCUUUUCUAUGAUUAGGGUUAAGUUAUUUCCAAUAAAACAAACCAGUAAAUGGUAAGAGGCUAAAUAUACCUGAUUGAACUGUGUGUCUGACAUGUGACAGUGACAGCCUGCUGGUCUUAGAGUUUUUUCCUGCUUAAAGAUAUGUGCGUUUGAAAGGUGAAGGGUAAAUUGAGUGAGCUCUGUCAUGAUUCACUAUUCUAGAACUUGCAUGACCUUUUCUGUGUUUACUCUUUGAAUGUUUUUGAAAUUUUAGACUUGCCAGUGUACUGCUCAGCUGUAUCUUGUAAACAAAUGACAUGCCCUUAUGCUGUAUACAAGUUGGUAUGUACAACAAUGUGGAGAUUUAUCUGAUUUAAUAAAAUGCUUGAACACUGAACUGUUAUUUUUUUAAAAGUC